Capsella rubella is the source of this 1082-nucleotide messenger RNA. Its product is annotated as 36.4 kDa proline-rich protein. Lineage: Eukaryota; Viridiplantae; Streptophyta; Magnoliopsida; Brassicales; Brassicaceae. The record is from RefSeq and is a predicted model, not a curated record. The coding region runs from base 27 to 836 and encodes 269 amino acids. The transcript is spliced from 2 exons.
GUUACCUCCAUCCACUCUAACUCAACAUGGACUCGUUCAAACUCUCAUCUCUCUCUCUUUGCCUCUUUCUCAUUUUCAUUAUCUAUUUUCCCCAACAUUCCCUCUCAUGCGGCUCAUGCAAUCCCCCCAAGGGCGGCGGAAAGCCCUCCAAGAAACCCCCUGUACACAUCCCUAAGCUACCGGUUCCUCCAGUGACCGUCCCUAAGCUACCCGUUCCUCCGGUGACAGUCCCAAAGCUACCAGUUCCUCCAGUGACAGUCCCAAAGCUACCAGUUCCUCCAGUGACCGUCCCAAAGCUACCCGUCCCUCCAGUGACUGUCCCUAAGCUACCCGUUCCCCCGGUGACCGUCCCAAAGCUACCAGUUCCUCCAGUGACCGUCCCUAAGCUACCAGUUCCCCCGGUGACAGUCCCUAAGUUACCUCUUCCUCCAGUGUCAGGGCUACCCAUACCUCCAGUGGUAGGCCCAAAUCUUCCAUUGCCACCUUUGCCAAUUGUUGGUCCUAUCCUUCCACCCGGGACAAACCCACCCGCCCCAGGAGGUGGAGAUUGUCCUCCACCUCCAGGGGGCGAUAAGGCUACAUGUCCAAUAAACACACUAAAAUUGGGUGCGUGCGUGGACUUAUUGGGUGGUCUAGUAAAGAUAGGCCUUGGGGAUCCAGCGGUUAACAAAUGCUGUCCGUUACUUAAAGGCCUUGCAGAAAUUGAAGCCGCCGCUUGUCUCUGCACUACCCUCAAGAUCAAAGCUCUUGACCUUAAACUUUACGUCCCUGUUGCUCUUCAGCUUCUUCUUACCUGUGGCAAAAACCCACCUCCAGGGUACACUUGUUCCAUAUGAGAUUAAAACUCACUUUACUUGAAGGAUAUUUUGGAGAGAAGAAGUGAGAAGAGCUCCAAUGUAUUUCCUUUAUUGGUUUAUCAAAUCAUAUCAUAUCCCGUUGAUUCUUUCCUCUAUUGUUCAUGUCUGCUUGUAUCAUCAAUUAAUGUGUGCUUUUUAGAUUAAUGAUUCUUCUCUUUGUAUUAGAGUAUGAUUUGAAAUCUUUUUUAUUUAUUUAUUUGAGUUAUCGGAUGAGUUGAAUGAGAA